This is a messenger RNA of Hydatigera taeniaeformis, 561 nucleotides long. The record is from the annotation of a GenBank genome assembly. NCBI's taxonomy places the organism in Eukaryota, Metazoa, Platyhelminthes, Cestoda, Cyclophyllidea, Taeniidae.
AUGGAGAAACGGAAAAAGAAGCAAGUCUGUCGAAAGUCAACAGCUCUUUCUCAAUCCAUUUCCUCGGCUGAGGUCAGCCGGCUUAAAUUCCUCAAUCCAGGAAAGCAGAACGAGGACCUCACACUAAGUUGGGAUUGCGGAAGUAUCACACGUGGUUUCAAACGCCAGCAUACACUGCACAUCCAAGGGAUUGGUGUUGCUCAGGCGUCUGCCUCUGCAACUGCGGAAUUGGAUCGUCUGCGAUUUAUAAAUCCGGGACGUCAGAAUACCGACCUAAAACCCAUUAAUUGGACGCAGGAGGGGGUCUACAUGACUCGGGGUCACCGAAGGCAGAUGGAACUUCAUGCAAAGCUCUGCGAGGCCAACAGCUCUGACCCACCGCUCUACGACUCUCGAGGACUACUACUGUCGAAUAUGCAGGAUAGAUGUGAUUGCAUGCGUCUGGAUUGUCCUGGAUGCUUCCUGCCUUGUCGACGUUGCCAUACUACCAAGUGUGGCCCACUCUGCCGAAUUAUGCGUAAUUUUCAUUAUGAAAAGGUGGGUUCUGGUUCUUUCCGAUGA